AUGAAGAGAGAGAAUCACACAUCAAGCACAGAUUUAAUUAUCCUUGGACUAUUUCCUGAUAUGGGAAAUAUUACCUACCUUAUCUACAUGAUUCUCCUGAGCUACAUCAUUACGCUCUUUGGGAACACCGUCUUGAUCUUACUAAUUUGGGUGGAUUCUCAACUCCACAGCCCCAUGUACUUGUUCCUCAGUCAACUUUCUGUCAUGGACUUAAUUCUCAUCUCCACUACUGUUCCUAAAAUGGUCACUGACUUCUGGGUUGAUAGGAAAACAAUCUCACAGAUUGGCUGUGGAAUACAGAUGCUAUUUUAUAUAACCAUAACAGGUUCUGAAAGCAUCCUCUUGACUCUGAUGUCUUAUGAUCGCUAUGUUGCUGUCUGCAACCCACUAAGGUAUUCAGUCAUCAUGAACCCCAGAGUCUGCCUGUUUAUGGCUACUUUCUCCUGGGUGAUGGGGUUUCCAAAUGCUCUGUUUCAUACAGUUUACACCAUGAAUUUACCAUUAUGUGAACCCAGGGAAAUUCGCCAUUUCUUCUGUGAGGUCCCAGCUAUCCUAAAAGUCUCCUGUGAUGAUACUUCGGUGUAUGAAAUAAUUUUGUUUGUCACAGGAAUCGUGUUCUUUCUUAUCCCUUUUGGGCUCAUUCUGGCCUCCUACAGUCUCAUUUUCUUGACUGUCUUCCAUAUGAAAUCUCAGAAGGGAAAGAACAAAGCUCUGGCUACCUGCUCCUCCCAUAUUACAGUGGUAAGUCUCUAUUUAGGUUCAGGCAUCUUUGCCCUCAUGGUUUCUCCAGCCAUGAACUCCACAGAUAAAAGCCAGGCUGGUUCCUUAUUUUACAACAUCCUCACCCCUAUGCUAAACCCCAUCAUCUAUAGCCUGAGGAACAAAGAAGUCAUGGGGGCUCUAAGGAAAGUGCUGUUAGUUGGUAUAGGUUCUCAAAUAAAAAACAGAAGACAUUAG
Molecule: messenger RNA, 957 nt
Organism: Chrysochloris asiatica (Cape golden mole)
Lineage: Eukaryota; Metazoa; Chordata; Mammalia; Afrosoricida; Chrysochloridae
Product: olfactory receptor 2M2-like
Exons: 1
Coding region: 1-957 (318 amino acids)
Biological process (GO): G protein-coupled receptor signaling pathway
Cellular component (GO): membrane
Molecular function (GO): olfactory receptor activity; G protein-coupled receptor activity
Source: RefSeq, a predicted model, not a curated record